This is a messenger RNA of Malus domestica (apple), 1511 nucleotides long. Its product is annotated as abscisic acid receptor PYL4-like. Lineage: Eukaryota; Viridiplantae; Streptophyta; Magnoliopsida; Rosales; Rosaceae. The record is from RefSeq and is a predicted model, not a curated record. Gene Ontology annotation, molecular function: abscisic acid binding; protein phosphatase inhibitor activity; signaling receptor activity. Gene Ontology annotation, biological process: abscisic acid-activated signaling pathway. Gene Ontology annotation, cellular component: cytoplasm; nucleus.
UAUUUUUCCCUUUUUUAUUCCUUUUCUUAUUGGCUUCAAGGACCAACUUGUUUCUAUUUUAUAAUCCCGCACAUGAACUUUCCCCAUUUUUACGUUCACUAAUUCUCGGCUUUGAAAAAUGCAACUAACUCAUCUCUCUGUUUGUGCGUCACAGAGAGAGAAAGCUAGAGUCCUUAAGAAUUAAGAUCUCCCCCCCAGAAGCCAAAGCAAAGCAAAGAGCCUCCCUCUUGGCAGAAGAAGCUCUCCACCCAUAAAGCUACCCAGUUUGCAUCUGCUCAACUCAAGCGUGAGAUACUCAAAUGCCCCCCAACCCGCCCAAAUCCUCAGUCUUGCUCCACCGUGUCCACACCGCCACGUCGGCGACAUCCAAUAUGGCGUCGUCGCAGUACCAAAACCAAAGAGGCGGAGGAGCUGCUGCACUGCUACUCAACAACAAUAGUAAUAAUAAUAGUAAGAAGCGGGCCACAGUACCAGAAGUGGUGGCGGGGCACCACACGCAUGCGGUGGGUCCUAACCAGUGCUGCUCCGCCGUGACUAAAGAGAUCGCUGCGCCCGUGUCCACCGUGUGGUCGGUGGUGCGGCGCUUCGAUAACCCGCAGGCGUACAAGCACUUCGUCAAGAGCUGCCACGUCAUCGCGGGUGGCGGCGACGUGGGGUCGCUGCGGGAGGUGCAGGUGAUAUCGGGGCUGCCUGCGAACAACAGCACGGAGAGGCUGGAGAUUCUUGACGACGAGAGCCACGUCAUCAGCUUCAGCAUGGUUGGCGGGGACCAUCGGCUGUCGAACUACAGGUCGGUGACGACGCUGCACCCGUCGUCGCGCGCAGGCGGCGGAACGGUGGUGGUGGAGUCGUACGUGGUGGACGUGCCGCACGGGAACACAAGGGAUGACACGUGUAUUUUCGUGGACACCAUUGUUCGUUGCAACCUGCAGUCACUCGCUCAGAUCGCCGAGGAUAUAGCUAGCAAGACGCAAGAGGACACGAAAGAACAUCAAAAAUGGAAAGGCAGACAAUCCUUGUCCAAUUUAUAAUGGCAUGCAAGAAGACAUGAUCUGAAAAAAGAGCAGAAGCCAUGCUGCUGCCUAAUAUUUUGGAUAAUAUUGAACUUUUUUUCAUUAAUAUGGGUAUGGUAAUGGCAGUGCUGCUGACUACUGAGGCAGUGGCCUACUUGGCUAGGCUUCUCAACAACAAAAUUAUUCGUCCGGCGUCUCAGCGAGCAUUUCACAGCACUGGCAUAAUUAAGUUAAGAGUAAGAGUGUAGUUUGUGUAAAUUCUUUUGUGUAUUAUAUUUUGUAAUUAAGUUAAUUCUCAUUGUCAUGCGCUGCUAUCAAUCUAUGUUAUCGUUAGAAACUCUUAAGUUCAUGAAAUAUUAACUUUGUCGUUUAAUGCGCAGUAAUGAGUUGCGCGUCUAUUAGGGUUUUGGUUUAGGUAACAUGCAAUGUAGAUGGUAUUGUAUUAGUUAAACAUAUACGAUGUAGAUUAAGUUGUUAAUCAGAUUGAUAUUUUAUUUA